Messenger RNA from Cyclopterus lumpus (lumpfish), 3923 nucleotides. It is a transcript of the gene peds1b, whose product is annotated as transmembrane protein 189. The coding region runs from base 268 to 1092 and encodes 274 amino acids. NCBI's taxonomy places the organism in Eukaryota, Metazoa, Chordata, Actinopteri, Perciformes, Cyclopteridae. Gene Ontology annotation, molecular function: oxidoreductase activity. The transcript is spliced from 6 exons. The record is from RefSeq and is a predicted model, not a curated record.
AUCCAGCGGAGGACUGAGAAAAGAGCAGACACCAGACAGGACGGGUGGGGUCAGGAAAUGCGGUCUUUGCCCUCGCAAACCCCCAUUGGUCAAUCGACUGUCCGUGGAACAUUUUCCUUGACGUUGAUUGGCUGCGGCGCUCAGCGACUUCCCCCCGAUUGGCUGAAAACAUUACGCCGUCUGUGGGCUGAGAACUAGAUGAUUCCGUUGGUUACUGACUGCGAGCAGAGAGAGAGAGAUUGAAGGGGCUGGGCCCACAGUGGAGAAAUGGCGAGAAUGGUUAACGAGAACCGGUGUGGAGUGGAAACACAGAGCACGGAGACGGAGGCACCGGGCCGGCCUUCGGCCAGAUGGGGUCCACAACACGCCGGGGCCCAAGAACUGGCCAAUUUGUACUCACCAGGCAAAAGAUUUCAAGAGUGGUUAUGUGUCGUCCUCUGCUUCUCACUCAUGGCCUUCAAUUUCAUUCACAUUCUUGCCAAUUUCCACCUGGGUCAUCUGUGCUACAUUCUGUUGAGCAUUGUGGCGGGAAUACUCACGGCAGACUUUGCAUCAGGACUUGUUCACUGGGGAGCUGAUUCAUGGGGAUCAGUGGAUUUACCCAUCUUUGGAAAGGCCUUUAUACGGCCAUUUCGAGAGCACCACAUCGACCCCACAGCCAUUACCCGUCACGACUUCAUUGAGACCAAUGGUGACAACUGCAUGCUGACCAUAGUCCCCCUAGCAAACAUGGCCUACAGCUUCCUCACCCUCUCCCCUGAGAUUUACCGUCACUACCCCUGGUACUGCUACUUGUUCGCGUUAGCCAUCUUUGUGACCCUAACCAACCAGAUUCACAAGUGGUCGCACACAUAUUUUGGCCUGCCUCGUUGGGUUGUGUUCCUCCAGGACUGCCAAGUCAUCCUCCCCCGCAAGCACCACCGCGUCCAUCACGUCUCGCCUCAUGAGACGUACUUCUGCAUCACUACAGGUUGGCUGAACUACCCUCUGGAGAAGCUGGGUUUCUGGAGGAACCUGGAGGAUCUUAUCCAGGCUGUAACGGGAGAGAAGCCCAGGGCGGACGACCUGAACUGGGCUCAAAAAGUCAAGUAACGCCGCAGGCUGACUGCACCCUACCUCAGAAGACCCUGGCUCCGUCCAGGCUUCUCAUCCCCCUUUUUUUUGCCUCACAACAACUGUAAUCCAUAGAAAGAAAAACUAACAAACACUUUCUGAUGCCAUAGCUUUACGUCUUGCACAUUAUGUCUGUUUUUCCAGAGGAGGGCUCUGUCGAUGGAUCUUUUUCAUUACUCACUUGUGGAGACCCUCAUUUCAAAACGCAAUAUAUCCUCAACUCUUUGUGUGUCUAAAAACAACUCAUCACUUUUUUGAGGUGAUUUGCAAAUGCGUGUGCUCAGAAGGUAUAUGCAGAUACUUUAGUUACAUACAGUUGAUUCUAAAUAAUUUCCAAGGAGAUGCAAAUGUUUCCCUCUCUCCCAACAAUCUCCAAAAAAAGAAUACUUGAAAGAGUGAACGCUUACUUUUUUCUCUCCUUCAGAGACAGAACUGUUCAUAAGUUUGGUUAUGUUUAGCUUCUGCUUUUUAUUAUCUCUGGAUAAGUCUUUGCAUCUCCACCUCAUCAAGGGUCUACUUGUUGUGCAAGUAACACCAUUGGAUUUAGGCCAGGGCAAGUAGUCGGGCUUGGGGGAUAUUGGAUUUUUGGAUGCUUUCCCAAUGUUGUUAGCUAAAGAACAAAAUGGUUAAUUACUUUUGUCGAUUUCUUGCACAUUUAGGUUCAGCUGCACACUUUUGGAGCUGUUUUGUUAGAGAGGUGAUGACAAUAUUUGAUGGAUUAGUCAUGGAUUUGUCACUUUAAGUUACAAAGGAAGAGUCAAUGCUACUCUAAAGCCAACAUCAUCCCUCUAGGAUGCUAAAUGACAGAUCUGACAGCUCAUAAAACGGGUUUUAAUUUACACAAACCAAAACCAAAAACCAAAUUGCUCCUAUUGCUGUCAGAUUAUAGGCUGGCAUUUUGAUUUUAAUUUGUUAUGUUAUCUGGCCAUUGGAACAGUUUGCAUUUCUGUCUUCUAUGAUGGGAGGAAACAAAGAGGAUGAGUAAUUUGAUCUGAAAAAGUGGCUUUGAAAUAUAUGUAACUGUCGUCCGCAUUGAUGCUAGGCCUUUAGAAAUUUGGGCAAAUUACACAUGUAUCAUGCUGUUGUUCUGCAGAGUCAGCGGGCCCUACUGACGAGUCGAUGACGAGUUUGUAUUUGACUCCUGAUCAACAAACCGGUUUGCAGGAAAGAGGCAGACACAGUUUUGUCUCGCUGCCUUACACACCACAGAUGCAGUACUUGUUAUGUCUUAGUUUUUUUUUUUUCCAUUUAAAUGUACUUUUGUGUUGUUGCAACCGUAUAUCUGUCUUUUGGGGGUUUUGUGUCUUACUUAGUCAGACACAGAUGCUCCAAAGUCAUGUGCCAACAGUGUGUAACAUUGUUUUCGCGCCUCACGUCCUGCUAUUGUUUUGUAAUGUGGGAAGGAGCUGUCAUUUUUCAGAGCGCAACAUUCCCUGUGAGCAAUGCUGCCACCGUGUAUCGUCUUGGUAACUGCCAAGCAGAUUUGGGGGAUGUUACAAGGGCUUCGGUGACCGCUCACGAUCCAGGAAUUUCUUCACGCCUCGAGAUUAUGUUGGAGAUUGUUUUGAAUGCUUUAGUCAGUCAUUUGUAAAUGUUUUGUGCAGCGAAUAACUAUGCAGGCCCUUAACCAUAUGUCUUAACUCAUCUGAUUUAGGUUAAAAUGCCUUUCUUUUUCUACCAGUUAACACAUAUUUGCUUUUUCUGUUGGAAAACGGGGGGCUUACAAAAUGUGCUACUUAACCGGCAUGGCACAAAUACAUGUACUAUAAGCGACACAGAUGUAAGAAUGCGUGCAUGCGUACAACAUGUAAUAUACUGGGUCACCAGUUUCCCUUUGAGUUUGUGCACAGCACACGUCGUCUGUAGCUUUGUCCUCGUUCCAUAUGAAGUCAAUUGUGCUGCUUUUAAAAGAAAACCCCACAUAAUGUUAUGUAAUAAAUCUUUUUUAGGUUUUAAAUUAAAGGAGCUAACCUCUCUGUCAGUUGGGUUGAACAGGUGAAAAAAAAAUCCUGAAUUAGUGAACUUGAUAUUGUACUUAUAGUAGAUAGUUCAAAUAGCCAAAAUGAUUUUUUGAUAUAAUGUAAUCCAUUUUUUAAUCCUUCAUACUUGAUUAUAUACAAUUACUCUCCAUAGGUCAAAUACAGACAUCCACUGCAGAUUGCCUAGUGCUUCUAUUGUGAGACGCUGUUUUCUGUGUGCAAGGCACUCUUUGCUGGUAAAGGGACACAAUUACCUUUCACUGCAUCAUAGUUUAAGGCCUGCGUAGUAGUUCUACUUUUGUAGCUUUUUUAAAUCAGUAUUAGGGGAAAUAUAGUUUGGGAAACUAGACCCAUACGUAUGAAGGUUGACAGACAACUUGUUUUAUGAAUAGGAGUUUUGCCAUCGACUCUACUGGAUGUUCUGGAACGUCAGCAAGUUCCUUUUUGUGAUGCUAUAAAAGUAAUAACAUCUUCGACGACAUGUCGUGUUUUUGAAAAUACAAUAUUAAAAGGAUAAUUGCUAUAAAUACUAGACAUGCAGUAAUAAGUUUGGAGAUUGCUACAACUGACAACCUCGCAAUAAAUAUGUAUGUUGAGUUCAGAAGGCACCACAUAGCAAUCUUAAACUUGGAUACAGGCUCGCCAUCAUCGCUUCUUGUCAUAGUUGGGAGUCUGGUUGCAAGUUUAGAUCGAACAUACAUUAACUUAUUCUUCAUUCUUAUUCUCCAGAUGAUCUCAAGAUUGUGGUUAAGUCUGUUAUUAUGAAAUUGUGAAAAAAACAAGUUAAGGCCUUUUAAUAAAUAAAAGUUGUUUUAGUCACUCUUUUCCUUA